AUACUGGGAAGGAGUGUCAGUUGAGUCCCGGUGGCCCAUGGAGGCAACAUGGCGGUCUCAUUGGGAAGGCUGCAUUGUAUUGAGGGGCCCCUUGGAAGGCUCUCCGUCCUCCUCCUCCUCCUCCUCCCUGGUUUCCUCCAGUCGUCACCAACACACCUCUACUCCGAAGUGAUAGAACCGAGAGAAGUGGAAUCAAGGGCGAUGCCAGGCGACAAAGACAGCAUCUCAUAUAUCAUUAAAAUGGAAGACGAUUACAAAGUGGUUCACCUUCAGCGAAUAUCCUUUAUAACUGCACAUAUGCCGGUCUAUGCUUACAAUACCAAAGGAGAUCUGAUUGCAGACUAUCCAUAUAUUCAGGACGACUGCUACUACAGCGGAUCCGUGGAAGGCGCCUUGGACUCUCAGGUUGUCCUCUCUACCUGCACUGGGCUUUGGGGCCAUCUGCAAAUUGGGGCUGUGAGAUACGAAAUCGAACCUGUUGCAAACUCUCCCACAUUUCAACACCUGAUUUACCGAAAGAACCCUGAGCUGCGCCAGCCCUGCGGAGGAGACACGGAUGACGGGGCCAAUGCAACCAGCGAAGUUCCCGAUGUGGCAACCGUGGAAGAGUACAGCCCACCUCCCCCCAAGAGUGGAGCAGGCAACUUUAAAGAUGCUGCAUCGGCCAGAUAUCUGGAGUAUUAUCUUGUUGUGGACAAAAGCACGUUUGAGGCCCAUAAGCGCAAUGAGACCCUGUUGGUGCUGAUCAUUCUCCAUAUGAUGGCGGAGGUUCAUGCCAUAUAUUUGCCCAUAGGCCUCCGUGUUUAUCUGGUAGGCUUGGAGCUGUGGACCGAGAAAGACCGGAUCACAAUUGGUGCCAAAAGCCUCGCCGUCACUUUGGACGCAUUUUACAAAUUCGCCAGCGACGAGCUCCAGCACCGUGUACGAUUCGACCAUGCUGCCAUUCUUACGACUAAAGGGCAUCCAUCUGGACUGGCACAGGGGGACAGUAUUUGCCACUACAACCACGUUUCCGUGUCCGCAAUGCGUACGUAUCUUGACCAUCAAAAUGACGCCGAAAAUGUUGCGCACCAACUGGGCCAUUCGCUGGGCUUUUCGCAUGACGACGGUUCAACCAAUUUAGCCCGGGGCUGCGACUGUGACUGCAACGGGGGCAGCUGCCUAAUGGUGGGGAAAAGUGCUCCCGAAUGCCCAAGAUUGAGCAACUGCAGCCGGGAGGUCUAUGAAGACAUGAUCCGCAAGCCAGGAAAAGAGUGUUUGCUCAACGUGCCCCUCAAAACGUUCGGGAACAAAGUUUGUGGAAACAAGGUCACCGAAGAAGGGGAGGACUGCGACUGCGGCCUUGAAGAGGAUAUAGGAGAAGGCAUCCUGAGUUUGUUCAUGAAACCCAACGCAAAACUUUUGGCCAAGAGGCAACCGCAUGAAGUAGAUGGACCAAUACAUAGCAAGAAUGACAUUUUUCACCAGAAACAAGGUGAAUCAGAUGUUGAUGAGACAGUUAGAGGAUUUCGUGAAUGCCGAAGGAACGGUUGCUGUGAUGACAAUUGUAAAAGUAAACCAGGCAUUGACUGCCUUUUUGGACCUUGCUGCAAGAAAUGCAAGUUUUCCGAAGAAGGGACCGUGUGCCGGGAAGCCAUGACGGAGUGUGACCUCCCCGAAUACUGCAAUGGGACGUCUGCCGAAUGCCCCGCGGAUGUCUACAAGCAGGACGGGAUGCCUUGUAGCAAAAGCAACCGCUGCUUUCUUGGCGACUGCCUCGACCUCCAAAAGCAUUGUGUGGCUCUCUUUGGCAAAGGCAAGGCCGGCAUUCUUCUAUUAAGCAACAUACGGUAUUCUGUUAAUUUGCAUACUUUGCAUUUAUGGCAUCCUACCUUCCUCCUUUCUAUUUCCCCCCUUUCUCUUGAUAUUAUUUGCUUUUCAGGCCCCUUUAUUUAUUUAGUCUCACCAGCCCUUCCUUCUCUUUCCCUCUCAUCAGGCGCCCAGGAGGCCCCGCUGAGCUGUUUCAAGAAAGUGAACAUGCGAGGAGACCAGUCUGGCAACUGUGGCGGGGACGGAGAGAAGUUCAAGAAGUGUGACAAAAAAGACAUCCUUUGUGGGCGGCUGCAGUGCGUUCACAUUAAGAAAAUCCCCAAAGUGGCAACCGGGCAAAGCGUCAUCCAGACGCCAGUGGGGAACACCUUGUGCUGGGGGACGGAGUUCCACCCGGGCCAGGGAGCCCCCGACUUCGGUGCCGUGAAGGAUGGCACCACCUGCGGCACCGGCAAGAUGUGUAUAAACAGAUCCUGCAUUGGUCUGGAUUUUAUGAAGCAUAGCUGCAACUACUCUAAAUGCAACCACCGCGGGGUGUGCAACAACAAUGGGAACUGCCACUGCUCCUACGGGUGGGCCCCUCCCUUCUGCCUGGGCAGGGGAUACGGGGGAAGCAUCGAGAGCGGACCCCCUGCUGCUUAUGAAGAGCCUCUUGUUCGUGUCGUCGUGUUCGUCGUCCUGGGAGGCUUGGCUCUUUUUUUGCUAGGCCUCGCUGCCGCCUAUAAGAGAGACCCCUUGAAAGCUUGGUUUGCAAAAGCGAUCCGGAGAAAUUUAUUUAAGGAGCCGUACGAUACAGAGUCCAUGGGCUCCUCAUCCCUGAAACCCCAGGAAGGAAAACUCGACUUGACUUCUCCCACGUAAAGCGAUGGAGCCAGAACCUCGACAGCCCCCAAAGAAGGCUCCCCAGACCCACCAAAGAAGGCCUUUCCCAUGGUUUUCCGGUGUUUUCUAGCUUUGUCUCUCCUUAUCUUCCAAUAAAAGGGUCUUCCUCCUUUAA
Anolis carolinensis (green anole) is the source of this 2806-nucleotide messenger RNA. Its product is annotated as disintegrin and metalloproteinase domain-containing protein 9. The record is from RefSeq and is a predicted model, not a curated record. Gene Ontology annotation, molecular function: metalloendopeptidase activity. NCBI's taxonomy places the organism in Eukaryota, Metazoa, Chordata, Lepidosauria, Squamata, Anolidae. Gene Ontology annotation, cellular component: plasma membrane; sperm head plasma membrane; external side of plasma membrane. Bases 49 to 2670 code for a protein of 873 amino acids. Gene Ontology annotation, biological process: proteolysis; male gonad development. The transcript has 23 exons.